Molecule: messenger RNA, 944 nt
Organism: Medicago truncatula (barrel medic)
Lineage: Eukaryota; Viridiplantae; Streptophyta; Magnoliopsida; Fabales; Fabaceae
Product: cytokinin riboside 5'-monophosphate phosphoribohydrolase LOG1
Exons: 7
Coding region: 87-716 (209 amino acids)
Biological process (GO): cytokinin biosynthetic process
Cellular component (GO): cytosol; nucleus
Molecular function (GO): hydrolase activity, hydrolyzing N-glycosyl compounds
Source: RefSeq, a predicted model, not a curated record
ACCAUAUAACCGUGCUUAUACACCAUCAACCACUCAUAUCAAAGGUUAGAGAGAGAGCAACCAAAAAUAAACAAAGAGAGAAGAAUAUGGAGAGAGAGAUAGAAAUGAAGGUAUCAAAGUUUAAGAGAAUUUGUGUGUUUUGUGGUAGUAGCCCUGGUAACAAAACUAGCUAUAAGGAUGCUGCUAUUGAACUUGGAAAAGAAUUGGUGUCAAGAAAUAUUGACCUAGUUUAUGGAGGAGGCAGCAUUGGUUUGAUGGGGUUGAUUUCUCAAGCUGUUUAUGAUGGUGGUCGACAUGUAAUUGGAGUGAUUCCGAAAACACUAAUGCCAAGAGAGCUUACUGGUGAAACAGUAGGAGAAGUGAAAGCAGUAGCUGACAUGCAUCAAAGGAAAGCUGAAAUGUCUAGAAAUUCUGAUGCCUUUAUAGCAUUACCAGGUGGGUAUGGGACACUUGAGGAGCUCCUUGAGGUGAUAACAUGGGCUCAACUUGGCAUCCAUGAUAAACCGGUGGGAUUGCUGAAUGUUGAUGGAUACUACAAUUCCUUUUUGACUUUCAUUGACAAAGCUGUGGAGGAAGGAUUCAUUAGCCCCACAGCUCGCCAUAUAAUUGUGUCUGCCCCAACACCAAAAGAGCUUGUCAAAAAUAUGGAGGAGUAUUUCCCACAGCAUGAAAGAGUUGCCUCCAAGCUAAGCUGGGAAAAUGAACAGCUAGAUUAGAAAUCUAAGAUGAUUAGAUGGUAAUCGAUGGCAGUUUGUGUAGAGAAGAACAAUUGUUAGUCAAAAUGAGAGACAACUCAAUGAACUACUAUGGUAGAAGAUCACAAUUUCAUGGAGCCGAGAUUUUUGUGUGCUCUUACAUUUUCUUGUUAAUGUAAACUAUAGAUUUGGAAUCUGGCUAUGAAUGCUAACUUUAUGUUCAAUGUGAAUUCAAUUUUUUCUUUGCUA